Phytophthora infestans T30-4 is the source of this 1062-nucleotide messenger RNA. RefSeq lists its product as uncharacterized. Gene Ontology annotation, molecular function: tRNA (guanine) methyltransferase activity. The coding region runs from base 214 to 1062 and encodes 282 amino acids. NCBI's taxonomy places the organism in Eukaryota, Oomycota, Peronosporomycetes, Peronosporales, Peronosporaceae. Gene Ontology annotation, biological process: tRNA methylation. The transcript is spliced from 2 exons. The record is from RefSeq and is a predicted model, not a curated record.
GACCUGCGGGCACCCCGUCGCUCUCUCAGUGUCGUCUCUCACUCUACCAUUCACCUACUCCAGCACAAGCCAAGCGUGUGGGGGCGACGGUAAGGGCAGGAUGCGUCCUGUGGAUCCUAUCUGGAUCGUGUCGUGGAAUCCUCGUCUUUCAUCGACACGAAACUACUUCGAACGACCUACGACGCGUGUGUCGAGGCGUUGCCCACUGCCGGCAUGGACCCUUCGGCGUUGAUUCAGAUGGUCAACGUGCUGUCUCUCACGCUGGCUCAACUGGCUGGGUCACUGGUCCAGGCCUCGAAGGAUAUUGAUAGUUUGUUAGAGGAAGUCUGGACGGCGUACAACGACAGCAAGGCCAAGCCUGACGCGCUCACUCGAGCUGUCGUGACGUGUAUGUUCCAGCCAGUAUUCCUGCUGCGAGCUGAGCUGACUUCGACGAUGAAGCUCUGGCUGGCAGAGUUUAUCCGCUUUGGCUCGAGACACAGACCCAACGUGGUCUUCCACUUGGCGUGUCGCUUAUGUCAAACGUGGCGUGCACACCCAGUGUCGGCUCUGUCCUUUGUAGACGAGCUGGUGGAGCUGCUGCUGUAUAAGGAACCUUUGAUCGACGAGAAGGAGCAGCUGGCAACGGAUGCGGGUGCUCCAUUCCAAGGAUUCCAAGGCUAUUCUCCUCUCGAUGGCAACCAGACAGCAGCGGUCACGACCCACGCCAAGGACAGAUUUGUGCGGCUUGUCAUGUUGAGCUUCGUGGACGACGUCGCUGUCGACAAGAGCUCGUCCAGUAACGAUACGCAGCAGCUCUUUGAUGCUCUGACAGCUCGACUUCUGAAGCUCAAUGUGACGCCUGAGUGGCAGAAGCAACACAUGCUCAACAGCGAUGGGUUCGGCAAGAAACUGCGCUCCUGGCAGGCUCUCUGCAUCGUCAGUGCACACGUGACCAAGUCGCAGCUGACAGAGUUGCUUCCUACUCUAGCUACUGCAUUUGCUGUGCCUCAACUGCCCAGUGUUCGCUACUACAUGGAGCUGUUCGCAUGCGACAUGUCAGCGGAACACUGUCUAAAUUAA